Linepithema humile (Argentine ant) is the source of this 3134-nucleotide messenger RNA. RefSeq names its product aminopeptidase N-like. Gene Ontology annotation, cellular component: cytoplasm. Gene Ontology annotation, molecular function: peptide binding; zinc ion binding; metalloaminopeptidase activity. Lineage: Eukaryota; Metazoa; Arthropoda; Insecta; Hymenoptera; Formicidae. The record is from RefSeq and is a predicted model, not a curated record. Gene Ontology annotation, biological process: proteolysis; peptide catabolic process.
UUCCGGGAUCUCUCGAGAAGAUAAGAUCUUCAUUUCAAUUGUUAGAAAGUACUGUGCUUCAACAAUCACAUAAUUUCGUUGUACAUGUAAAAACCAGAAAAUUUGUGUACUGCCUUCUGAACAUAGAAUCAAUAUACUUGAAACAAAAUGGCAAAUCUACAAACGUUAUUAAAAUGCACUCUAAUACUGAUCAUCAAAACAGUUUUCUCUAACAGUCAAGAUUUAUUGCCGAAAGUCUUCCAGUUCCAUGACACAAAUGUGCCUAAUCCCUUUCCAAUACACUACGACAUCGAACUGACAUUCCUAGACAUUGAGAAUAUAUCAGAAUAUUAUUUUAAUGUCUCUGGCAACGUUUCUAUUACUUUUCAAGUUAUGACCAAACCAAUCAUAAGCUUCAAAAUGAACGUAGCACCAUCAAUAGAUAUAUUUGCUAGAAACUUAGUAAUGAAAGGCAACUCUGCGGAAACUUUUAAUUGGACGAUAAAACGCUAUACAAAUGAAUUAUCUUCGUAUCAAGAGUGGGUUUUUAGAAAAAAACUUCAACGAGGAAUGUACAUCAUGACAUUGGAAUAUAAAAAUAUAGCAUAUGGUAAUGAAAAAGGAUUCUUCCGUAUCCCUUACAAGAUGCAUAAGUUCCACACAGAAGACAAUACACAAUGGUUGGUCGCAACAAAUUCCCAGCCAAAUGGGGCCCAUCGAAUGUUUCCCUGUUUCGAACUGGCAGGAUCUAGAACAACCUUCAAUAUCUCUGUAAAAGUUCAUAAUAAGUAUAACAUUUUGACAAAUAACGGAACGACACGUGGUUACUUUAAUUAUUCAGAUGGCCUGCAAAUGAAACGUUUUACAAUCACAACUAAAAUAUUUGCUUAUCAAGUGGCAAUUUUAAUACAUAAUUUUAACAACACUAAGAAAUUACAGUCAACACUAAAAUAUAGAAUACACAGUAGAAACACGGAAAUAGAUAUACAUUAUGCAAAAAAGAUUAUUAAAAAUGUCACAUUGCUUUUAAAAAAUGAAUGGACAGAAAUAGAUUCUUUAUGGAAACCAGUUAUAAAUUAUGCAUUAAUACCUGGUUUUCAAUAUGACAGCGCGGACGGUUGGAGACUUGUUUUUCUUAGGGAAGAAAAAGCUAUCUAUAAUCAAGAAAUAGAUACUUAUGGGCGAAAAAUAGCGGUGGCAAAAUUUGUAGCACAAAAAGUGGUGCGCCAAUGGUUAAGUAGUACAAUCAGCCUCUCUAACUGGUCAAACCUGUGGUUGGACGAUGGGAUAGCUAUAUUUUUUGGAAUGGAUGCCGUUAAUAAGACUUUUCCAGAACUUCAAAUGUCAAAUUUGUUGGUAGUUCAAGAUAUACAUGAAUCUCUCCAUAUCGACACUGAUUCUUUUAUGAAACCUUUUUAUUCGAAUGUCAGCAAUUCUGAAAUUGAUACAUCACUUUACUUUACCCGUUACCUCAAAGCACCUGCUUUGAUACGUAUGCUGCAUUAUAUGACGACUAUGGAAUAUGAUAUAUUUAAAGAAGGUGUAGCUCACUUUUUAUCAGCAACUUAUAAUCAUCAGUCGACAAUUGACGACUUUUGGAAGUUGAUUCAACAUGCUGAUGAUAAGCAUCUGGAUACAAAGUUUAAGAAUAAAACUAUGAAAAUGGUGAUGGAUACUUGGACAGAGAACAAUUAUCCAAUACUAAAGGUGCGCACACGUACAGAUACUCAAAGUCUGGUUGUAAGAGUAUCACAAACAAAUAGUGAUAUAUUUAAUGAACACAAAUGGUGGAUACUUGUUACCUGGUUUACGGAUCAUUUAUUAACUUAUUCUAAUCGUAUUAUACCUGCACUCAGCAAGUGGUUACGCCCAGAUGGAAAAAAAUUGACUUUAACUACUUUAGAAAGCGAGAGCGGUUGGAUCAUCGUCAAUACGAAACGAUGUGGAUAUUAUCGCGUUCUCUAUGAUGUAGAAAAUUGGCGAAGAAUUGGAUGGUUUCUGGAGACAAAUGGCUCGCGUAUUCAUGUUCUCAAUCGCGCUCAAUUAAUCGAUGACGCGUUUUACUCCCUGCUAAAAAAGAAACUCGAUUUAAUCUAUUUCUUGGACCUAACAAAAUUUCUUGCGCGAGAUGUGGAUUAUGUAGCAUGGUAUCCUAUGUUUAAAGCUUUGGAACACAUGUCGCGUAUUUUUGCAUUUUAUAGCCAAAAAAUCUGGCAUCUUAAGACACGCUUGCUGAACCUCUUAGAAUCAGUUCUUAAUAAAAUAGGAUACGAAGCACAACCGAAUGAGGACAAACUUACCGAAUGUUUAAGAGAAGAAGCAGCAAAGUGGGCAUGUUUAUUUGGUAGUACUGAUUGCAGAGAAAAAGCAAGUGUUUUAUUAGAUUGGCAUCUCCAAAAUCGAGAGAAGAAUAAACUUUCACCAGGAUGGAGGAAAUGGACGUACUGCGAAGGUAUAGCAAUGGGAGAUAGUUUUAUGUGGCGUAGUGCGGCCCGCGCAUGGGACGAAGAACGUGAUGAUGCAUUGUUAGAGUACUUAAUGUGCACUAAUGAUUUUACUACCGCCAUCAAUUCUUUCGGAACAUUAAAAAACACAGAAUUAAUUAAGCACGCACAAUUCAGGGAUGACGUCAUUUAUUAUAUGUAUUUUCUUGCUAAGUAUGCGAAUCACACAAUUAUAAUCGAUGAUAUACUCGAGGAAAUUUUAACAGAGAGAAGACCUAGUGCAGUAACUGAGAUUGCUGGAUUAAUUAUUGUUAUUAAUAAUAUAUAUACCACGGAUAAACUUGACAAGGUCGAGCAUUAUGUAAAAGAAAGAGAGAAUCUACGCUCUAUGAUUUUAUCUAAGAUUGCAGAACGCAAAAAUCAAUUCUCUAAGGUGGACAUUUAUGCACACGUUAUUACACAACCAAUUACAGAUAUUUACAUGAAUGAUGAUUAAUCAAUCAAAUCGAUAAAACUUGACAACUGCAAUGCAUGUAUUGUAUAUAUUUAUUCGCUUAUGUAUUACAAUUCGAUUUUAAUGUGGAAAUUUUGAAUUUUAUGAUGUUAUUUAAUUUAAGUUUAUCACGCAUACAACAUAGCUGCUUAAAAGCGCGCAUGUACUUGUGUAUAAUUUUUGAAGCGUUAUCAAUUCUAUAACAAUGUUACAAAUGU